ACAGUUUGUCCGAGCCCGCCGUUGUACCACCAGUUCUUAUAGACAGGCAGAAAAAGUUUGGCAUUUUCUGGACCACCGUUGUGCAACUAGGUUAUCUCUUUAUAUUCACCAGUUUUUACCCACAACUGCUUUUUUUUUUCUCUUCUCGUUCAUCAACUUCACACCCGGCAAAGACUUUUUUCGUUGAAUCGUAUACCGCAAGUUUUACAAUUAUGAGCACCCCUAUGGACAACUCAGCCUCCCCGGCCGAUACCCGUACCAACGACGAGCGUAAGCAAAGUCCGCCUGCGUUCCUCGACUUGGCCGAUUCGGCGGCUAGGUUGGGUACUAAUAUGCCCGACAUCUCAGCACGUGUCGAGCUAAAACGCAUGGAACACGAACGCCAGCGUGCCAUCCAGCGAAAAGUGUUCGAGGAGCAAAUGCGUGCUCUUGAACAGCAGCAACAACAGGAACUGUUGUCCCUUCCUGUGGACAGUUCGCAGAGCCUGCAACACCUUGCUGCUUCGGCGCCGACAACGCCGCCGCGUGUCAAUUCGACCCUUGUUGGGAGUGAACACUCUCCACUGGCCAUAAUGCACGGUCGUUUGAUGGAUCCUGCAGCUCUCACGAGUGCUGUCGGCUCAGGCAUUGGCAUCGACAAGCGCAAAUCUGUUGCGUACGCAGAUGGUACUCAACUUGGUUAUGGUCUUGGCACGGAAGCGAAUGGUUCGGCGUAUUCGCGAGCUGGUGCGAAGUCCAUGCCUGCAAGCCGCCGCACGUCUGCAAGCGAACACGAUGAAGAUCUUGCGAAUCAGUUGCAGGGAUUGUCCGUUCAUGAUGGAAACUCCAAUGGAAAUGCAUCCCCGCUGAGAGCAGCUCCUCAGGCGAUGAGCAGGGUUAAUGUGAAUGGGUUGGGUUUUUCAGGAGUCAAUGAAGGUCUACGUCUUGGCGGGAAUGGCAGCGGUUACAAUGCCGGAAUGCUGCUCGACGAGCAGCUCGAUAAAGAGAUGCAGAAUGCAAUGAGGCAUUUGCCUAUCCCUGAUGACGACAAGUACGCUGUGUUGAAAGGAGACUCUGGUAAUAAGCUUUCGUCGUCUUCGGCCGCGUUAGAUCUUGCGCCAUUGUCACAGAAGUCUUCAGAAUGGCCACAGUUUGCCCGCAGUCAGGAAAACGGAGCUGCUCGCAGCGAUCGGCGUACAGGUACUCCCCAGCUUGGAGGUGGCCUCCAGGCCAACCUGAAUGAUUUACAGCACAAGCUCGGCUCAGCGGUUUCUGCCAGUGCUACUCCUCUCUUGCAGAAUACUCCUGGUGUGUCGCGACGUGCCUCGCCUCUCAACAUCGGUGGUCUUUCGUUACGUACGGAUGUCUCGCAGUUUGAAAGGGCGCCCGGUGGACCCGGUACACCUCAAUCAAGCUCUGAAGCUCAGAUGCUCGGCGCGCGGAUGUCUGCGGCUGGGCUCGAUGCGCCGGCAAGUGCAGGAGAAGCGACGUCUGCAACGUCACUGAGUCGCAUCUCGCCAUCACGAUACGACAGUCCGCUGACGUUUGGCACGCCUCAAAGUCUCGAUAACUCCCUCCAAAGUCAAUAUGAUGUCGAUUCUAUUUAUCUAAACCAGGAUGGCCGCUUGAACGGUUACGGUCUGGAUGGGAAUAGCCGCCUUAAUGGCUCAGGUACUACGGGUGGAUCGACUGCUCUGUACCACCACCAUGGUUCCCGAUACGGCCUGGCGAUGGGUGCUCGGAUGGGCGGAUCUGACAACAAGAUGAACGGUCUUCACGGUCCCAAGCAUAAGCGAGGUGAUAUUGACCUCAACCGCUUCGCCGGGACACGUCUAGAGGACCUUCAAGGCGAAAUCGCCAGUCUCUGCAAGGAUCAGCACGGGUGCCGUUAUUUGCAAAAGAAGCUUGAAGAAGGCAACGCGGAACAUCGUGAUAUGAUUUUCCGUGAGACGUUCGGUCAUUUUGCGGAACUUAUGACGGAUCCAUUCGGAAACUACCUCUGUCAAAAGCUUCUUGAAUAUUCAACUGACGACCAACGCAACGUGAUUUGUGAAUCUGUUGCCCAGGACUUGGUGAACAUCUCGCUCAACAUGCAUGGCACGCGUGCGGUGCAGAAGAUGAUCGAUUUUCUCUCUACACAGCGUCAGGCUGAUCUUAGAUACAAUGCUCAGAUCCACUCUAUCAUUGUUGCGUUAAGCCUACACGUCGUAGUGCUCAUCAAGGACCUCAACGGAAACCACGUUAUUCAAAAGUGCCUCAACAAGUUGACACCCGAGGAUAAUCAAUUUAUCUACAAUGCGGUUGCUGCGAACUGCGUCGAAGUCGCGACUCAUCGUCACGGUUGCUGCGUACUUCAGAGGUGCAUUGACCACGCGUCAGAUCACCAAAGAAUACAGCUCGUAAACGAGAUCACGUACAACGCACUGACGCUGGUCCAGGAUCCCUACGGCAACUAUGUUGUACAAUACAUUCUCGAUCUGAAUGACAAUCGCUUCAGUGAUGCUGUCAUCCGUCAAUUCACGGGUAACGUCUGCGCCCUCUCCGUUCAGAAGUUCAGCUCCAAUGUCAUCGAGAAAUGUAUCCGUGUGGCGGAACACAACACACGUAAAAUGCUCAUUGAAGAACUUCUUAACCGUACACGUCUCGAGAAGCUACUACGCGAUUCGUUCGGGAAUUACUGCGUGCAAACCGCACUCGACUAUGCGGAAUCUGGGCAACGUGCACUACUUGUCGAAGGCAUCCGCCCCAUUCUCCCAUUGAUUCGUAACACGCCGUACGGGAAGCGCAUCCAGUCGAAGCUUCAGCGUGAACAGAUGGAGCUUGCGAAUGCUAACGGAAUGGGUCAUUACAACGGGCAAUUCAACCAGCAAGCGAUGAUGAACAUGGCGCUUGCAAAUCAAGGCCUGACCGGACAAACCCACCCUGGCAUUGCCGCUCGGGGCCCAAUGGCUGGUUCUAUGCAUCCUUCGAACCAGCUCGGAGACGUCUAUGGUAAUCGUUCAACGAUUUACGGUGUCGGACAGAACGGCGCUGCUGCGAGUGGCCUCCACAACCAGCAGACGCCUUUGCACCUUCAGCAACCAAUGCAUUCUCUCCAGACACAAGCACUUGAUGGAUACGUCCUACAAGGCAGUGGUACUGGCCAUUCCCAUGGUCUGAGCUCUGGCACAAACGGGCUACCCCCUGGCAGCACUUUCAUUCCUCAAAUGCCCUUGACAUACCAAGGUAUCCAUAUCUCUGCAGGUCUCAAUGACCCUUAUCAACGCACGUCUUACGGCUAUAACGUGUGAUAUCCUAUGCAACUUCGACUCGAACGCACAUAUAUAUUGCUCCACUUGCGGGAGCAGGUCGGAUCUGCAUCAAAGACGAGCUUUCUUCCGGCAGAUUGCCCGUCGAUCUUACCUCGCGGGUCCGAUAAUACCACUUUCCCAACUGAUCUCCCCCAAAACAUAUCUAAACCUGCUAUCGUAACGUCGUUAAACCCUGGUUUUUUAAUGUUUGUUUUACUGUGACUCGCUUUUUACUUUCUUCACCUUCGGUCGCCCAUAUUGCCUCGCUAGUCUGCCAUCAACAGUGCUUGAACGUACCCUCAUCGCAUACUGUAUUUCUCCGCAUUUACUUCCCGCUUCCCCAUUGCUCUUCCUUGCUAACAUGUUGGACUACUUGUUCUUAUUCCCCAUUGGCCGUUCCCGUUCUUGAUUGCCGCGUGUAUAGCACAAUACUCGGUUCUCCAUUAUUAUCGGUCCACCAAUUGUUUAAUAGCGCACACGCUUAACUGUCAACUGUGUAUUUACCAUCACCCAUUGGCUGCUUCUUCACACUGUUACUUACUUGGCUUGCUUUCAUCUCUGUUUGUUUUUUUUUCCUUUUUUCUUUCAUGUUGUGGAAACAUAAAGUGAUGAAAAUUAUAUAGUUAGUUGACUUACCC
Fomitiporia mediterranea MF3/22 is the source of this 3907-nucleotide messenger RNA. RefSeq names its product ARM repeat-containing protein. Gene Ontology annotation, molecular function: mRNA binding. Bases 213 to 3269 code for a protein of 1018 amino acids. The transcript is spliced from 12 exons. Gene Ontology annotation, cellular component: cytoplasm. The record is from RefSeq and is a predicted model, not a curated record. NCBI's taxonomy places the organism in Eukaryota, Fungi, Basidiomycota, Agaricomycetes, Hymenochaetales, Hymenochaetaceae. Gene Ontology annotation, biological process: post-transcriptional regulation of gene expression.